Molecule: messenger RNA, 1115 nt
Organism: Tupaia belangeri chinensis (Chinese tree shrew)
Lineage: Eukaryota; Metazoa; Chordata; Mammalia; Scandentia; Tupaiidae
Gene: CLASRP
Product: CLK4 associating serine/arginine rich protein
Source: RefSeq, a predicted model, not a curated record
CUCAUUUCCGCUUCCGGUGCGGGCGGCGCGCGAGCGCGGCGGUGGGAGGCGGCGACCUAGCCGGUUGAGGCCUCAGGCCUGGCCUCACCACAAUGUGGCACGAGGCUCGGAAGCAUGAGCGGAAGCUUCGCGGCAUGAUGGUGGACUACAAGAAGAGGGCGGAGCGGAGGCGGGAGUACUAUGAGAAGAUCAAGAAAGACCCAGCCCAGUUCCUGCAGGUACAUGGCCGAGCUUGCAAGGUGCACCUGGAUUCUGCAGUUGCCCUGGCUGCUGAGAGCCCUGUUAACAUGAUGCCCUGGCAGGGGGACACCAACAACAUGAUUGACCGCUUCGAUGUCCGUGCCCAUCUGGACCACAUCCCCGACUACACUCCCCCACUGCUCACCACCAUCUCCCCAGAACAGGAGUCAGAUGAGCGGAAAUGUAACUACGAGCGCUACCGAGGCCUGGUGCAGAACGACUUUGCUGGCAUCUCAGAGGAGCAGUGCCUGUACCAGAUCUAUAUCGAUGAGUUGUACGGAGGCCUCCAAAGACCCAGUGAGGAUGAGAAGAAGAAGCUGGCAGAGAAGAAGGUCUCUAUUGGUUACACCUAUGAAGACAGCACGGUGGCUGAGGUAGAAAAGGUGGUGGAGAAACCAGAGGAGGAGGAGUCACCAGCCGAGGAGGAGAGCAACUCGGACGAAGAUGAGGUCAUCCCCGACAUCGACGUGGAGGUGGACGUGGAUGAGUUGAACCAGGAGCAGGUGGCAGAUCUCAACAAACAGGCCACAACGUAUGGCAUGGCUGACGGUGACUUUGUCAGAAUGCUUCGGAAAGACAAGGAGGAGGCUGAGGCCAUCAAACAUGCCAAGGCCCUUGAGGAGGAGAAGGCCAUGUACUCGGGCCGACGCUCCCGGCGCCAGCGGAGGGAGUUCCGGGAGAAACGACUGAGAGGCCGCAAGAUCAGCCCUCCCAGCUAUGCCCGCCGAGACAGCCCCACCUACGAUCCCUAUAAACGGUCACCCUCGGAAUCCAGCUCCGAGUCCCGUUCCCGCUCCCGUUCCCCAACCCCGGGCCGUGAGGAGAAGAUCACAUUCAUCACCAGUUUUGGGGGCAGCGAUGAGGAGGCAGCUGCA